Molecule: messenger RNA, 564 nt
Organism: Prorocentrum cordatum
Lineage: Eukaryota; Dinophyceae; Prorocentrales; Prorocentraceae
Source: the annotation of a GenBank genome assembly
GACCGCCCCUUCAAGAUCCAGUCUCUCGACCCGCGCGGGUCGCAGAAUGCGUGCGAGGAAAUCUACAAGCAGAAGGAGGUCCUCUCCCCGUGGACGACCUGGCAACAGUUCCUCGACUUGGGCAAGGACGUACCUGACUUCCACCAUGUGCGCGAUAAGGCCAUGGAGGUGGCAGCUGGCAAACGGAAGAGGGAGACGAUGGAGCAGGGCGUCAGCAAGGUCGCCCACGUCGGUUGCCGCAUCGAGCAGGAGGCCGAGCUUGCGACCGAACAGGUGAUCAAGUGGCGUUGCAGCGGGGUCACUCCGAAGUGUCUCGGGAUGAACCCUGUGGAGCUCCUGGGCAAGAACGGUAUUGAGGUUGCGCCCGGUUGCCCUGUGGCCGUCGAGGGGGCGCCGCAGAAGAUUUACUUCUACGCCGACAUCGCCGUGAAGAGGGGUAUUCCAGUGAUGGAUUCGCGUGAGAACGCGAACGACGUGCAGAUCGCGCCGAACGUCAAGCGGGCCUUCGACAUCGAUGACUUCGGAGGCGGCAACAUGCGAAUGCCGAGUGGUUUGAAGACGUGA